This is a messenger RNA of Talaromyces proteolyticus, 1913 nucleotides long. RefSeq names its product putative IMP dehydrogenase. Gene Ontology annotation, biological process: GTP biosynthetic process. The record is from RefSeq and is a predicted model, not a curated record. Gene Ontology annotation, cellular component: cytoplasm. The transcript is spliced from 3 exons. Lineage: Eukaryota; Fungi; Ascomycota; Eurotiomycetes; Eurotiales; Trichocomaceae. The coding region runs from base 149 to 1792 and encodes 547 amino acids. Gene Ontology annotation, molecular function: IMP dehydrogenase activity.
UUUUUUUUUCUUUCUUUUCUUUGGGAAAGGAAACUUCUCCCCGUCAGCAGGAAUCUAUCUCCGCAGCUUCCGUUGACUGUUUUCUCACUUGGCUCUGGCCCUUUAUUAUAUUCCACGAGCUUUUUAAUUCAAAGCCCGUACUUUCGCCAUGACCAUCUCCAAUGGUGACGCACAAGGGCUCCUCCCCACCAAGGCAGAAAUCCAGGACUUCACCACGGCUUUGGAAGUCCUGGAGAGAGACUAUCCAACCAGAGAUGGUUUGGAUGUCGACGCCUUACUUGACUCAGACAAGCACGGUGCACUGACUUACAAUGACUUCUUGGUCCUGCCUGGCUACAUUGGAUUUCCCGCUUCCGAUGUCUCUCUUGAAACUCCAGUCACGAAGCGAAUCAGUUUGAAGACUCCUCUUCUGUCUUCUCCUAUGGACACUGUCACUGAGCACAACAUGGCCAUUCACAUGGCACUGCUUGGUGGCCUCGGUGUCAUCCACCACAACUGCUCAGCCGAAGACCAGGCUGAGAUGGUCCGCAAAGUGAAGAGAUUCGAGAACGGCUUCAUUUUGGACCCGGUCGUCAUAUCUCCCAAGACCACUGUCGCUGAAGCAAAGGAACUCAAGUCCACCUGGGGAUUUGGCGGCUUCCCAGUAACUGAAAACGGAACCCUUCGCUCCAAGCUCGUCGGUAUUGUCACUAGCCGUGAUAUCCAAUUUCAUACCUCAGAUGAAGAUCCUGUAACCCAAGUUAUGUCUACUGAUCUCGUCACUGCCCCCGCUGGUACCACCCUUGCCGAAGCUAAUGAGGUGUUGCGCAACUCGAAGAAGGGAAAACUUCCCAUCAUCGACAAGGAUGGCAAUCUUGUCUCCUUGCUCUCGCGCUCGGAUUUGAGAAAGAAUCUGCACUAUCCUCUGGCAUCUAAGCUUCCUGACUCCAAGCAGCUUAUUGCCGCUGCCACUGUCGGAACUCGGGAUUACGACAAGCAGCGAUUGCAGUUACUUGUUGAUGCUGGUUUAGACAUUGUUGUGAUCGACAGCAGCCAAGGCAACAGCAUAUAUCAAAUCGACAUGAUUAAAUGGGUUAAGAAGACUUUCCCUCAAAUUGAUGUCAUUGGCGGUAAUGUUGUCACGCGCGAGCAAGCUGCGAACCUCAUUGCUGCCGGUGCCGAUGGCCUGAGAAUUGGCAUGGGCAGCGGUAGUGCAUGCAUCACUCAAGAGGUUAUGGCUGUCGGUCGCCCCCAGGCAUUGGCUGUCCACAGUGUUUCCUCGUUCGCUGCCCGCUUCGGUGUGCCUUGUAUCGCCGAUGGUGGUAUUGAGAACGUCGGCCACAUCGUCAAGGGUCUUGCUAUGGGCGCUUCGACAGUCAUGAUGGGCGGUCUCCUUGCCGGUACAACCGAGUCUCCUGGCGAAUAUUUUGUCAGCAGCGAGGGCCAGCUAGUCAAGGCUUACCGUGGUAUGGGUAGCAUUGACGUAAUGGAAGAUAGAAAGACGACCAAAGCUGGAAAGGAAGGCAAAGCUCAAAACGCCGGAACUGCCAGAUAUUUCUCGGAGAAAGACCGCGUCCUUGUUGCCCAGGGUGUCUCUGGGUCUGUUUUGGACCGUGGUUCCGUGACUAAGUUUGUUCCAUAUCUCAUUGCUGGUGUUGAGCAUUCGUUGCAGGAAAUUGGUGUCAAAAGCAUCAAAGCGCUACACGAAAACGUCAAUAAUAAGACUGUUCGUUUCGAGGUGCGCAGUGGCAGUGCUCAGGCGGAAGGCAAUGUCCACGGUCUGCACAGCUACGACAAGAAAUUGUACUCGUAGACGCUUAUAAUUGAAGAUUACGAUCGAGCACUUCAAAAUGAAUUAGUGAUGUAUUGAUAAUGACUGUCUUGAGUGAAUGUGAUUACCUUAAAAAUUUGAAUAUCUAACUUUUUUCCAUUUG